Molecule: messenger RNA, 4401 nt
Organism: Scophthalmus maximus (turbot)
Lineage: Eukaryota; Metazoa; Chordata; Actinopteri; Pleuronectiformes; Scophthalmidae
Product: adenylate cyclase type 4
Exons: 26
Coding region: 411-4091 (1226 amino acids)
Biological process (GO): adenylate cyclase-activating G protein-coupled receptor signaling pathway; adenylate cyclase-inhibiting G protein-coupled receptor signaling pathway; cAMP biosynthetic process
Cellular component (GO): plasma membrane
Molecular function (GO): adenylate cyclase activity
Source: RefSeq, a predicted model, not a curated record
UCUGUGACUUUGCUCUGUGCUCGUGCUCGUGGUCGCGUGCACCCGCCUCCCUCGCACCGUCCUCGCGCGCGGAGACACGCAGGAGCUCCUCGCGCGUGUUUUCAGGGGAAAAAAGAUCAAUUUGACUUUUUAAGGCGCGUGCGAAGAGUUUGAAUGACAGCUGGAGGAAGAGGAUGAGGAAGAGGAGCGAGACACUCAGUCUGGAUUAAUGCUUGUCAGAGGAAUGGCUUUGGGACCUUAAAGAAGCUGUGUGACCUGUGAGAACGCGAGACACGAUCAUCUUCAUCUUCAUCAUCAACAUCAUCAUCAUCACUCUCUGCUCAGUGACACUGUGCGAGUGUGUGUGACCAUGUGAGACACUGACCAGCAGAGACACAAGACGACCACUCGACUGACCCUCGCAGGUCGACAUGCCAGACGAGACCGGAGGUCUUCAGGAGGGGGCGGGGCCCCAUGAGCGGGCCGGGCCUGGAGACGUGGUGCUCGUGUGCAGUGACGAGGACAAAGUCCCCGGGGGCGACGUCCUGGAGCUCGGUGAACUCAGCGACGUUCACGGUGUGAGAGGAGAAGACGGUUCUGGACCGGGUCAGUCCCGGGGUUCUGUGGAGUUGGGUGUGGUGAGAACCGCUCAGGCCCCCGAUCCUGUCGCUGUGACCCUGAAGGCCCCGGGUCAUGACCCCCAGGUCAACUCACCCCGUGACAGACAGGUGGACGUCUGUGACGACGAGGUGUUUGAGCUCGAUGGAAGCUCGUUGGAAAAGACGAACUCUAACCCCGGUUUCCCUGAGCUCAGCUCAGAUGGGAGCGAUUCCAACGCUCCCUCCAAAGUGAAACGAAAAUCAGAGAUCUCGUUCUGCAGCAGUUCGUCUACGUACCAGGCGAGAGACAGCGUGGACGGCGGGUGGGAGGACGAGGACGGACGGAGCAACAGGUCCAGGCAGAGUGUGAAGGACGGAGUGUUUUGCUGCUACCAGGCGACGCACCGAGGCUUCCUGCAGUGUGUGGAGGAGACGCCGGCCAUGUUGUCUGGUCUGGUGCUGUCUCUGGCUUUCUGUGUGUCCAUCAUCGUCCUCAUCCUCGCUACAGGGAGGGAUGUCCGGACGCACGUCGCCGCUCUGUCCGCCGUGUGUGUGGUUCUGUGUCUGAGCGCCGUCCUGCUCGUCUGUCUGCCGUGGCUGGCCACCGUGAGGCGCUGUGGGGGGGCCCUGGCCCUCUUCGUCUGGGGGUCGCUGUACACCACCGCCAUCGUCUUCCUCUUCACUGGAGGACCGGUCACCACGUGGGAACAGGUGGCGUUCUUCCUCUUCCUGUCUCUGAGCGUCUACACGGUGCUGCCUCUCUCUCUGGCCUGGGCUCUGAUGGUCGGUAUCGGCACCAGUGUGUCGCACAUCAUCAUCGUCAGCGUCUACGUCCCCGUCAGGAGCCCGGAGACUCCGGACCUGGCUGUGCAGCUCGUAGCGAACGCGAUCCUGUUCGUGUGUGUGAACUGCGUCGGGAUGUUCCACCUGUGGACGACGGAGCACGACCUCAGGAUAUCCAAUCAGAAGAGAGAGCAGUUCAGCCGCAUUCGCUCCCAGAAGGAGAUAAGGAAAUAUCAGCAGGAGCAGCUGCUCUUGUCUGUGUUGCCACGCUACAUCGCCAUGGAGCUGAAGACGGAGGUGAUAAAGCGUCUGUCCAAGCCGAAGGGCGACAAGGAGAACGAGUCCAACUUCCACAACUUCCACAGCCUCUACAUCCGCAGACACAAAGACGUCAGUAUCCUGUACGCCGACAUCGUGGGCUUCACGAAGCUGGCGAGCGUCUGUUCUCCGGAGGAGCUGGUCGCGGUGCUCAACAAGCUCUUUGGUCGAUUCGACGACAUCGCCAAGAAGAACGGAUGUCUUCGCAUCAAGAUCCUGGGAGACUGUUACUACUGCGUGUCCGGUCUGCCCGACCCCAUCCCCUCUCACGCCCGCAACUGUGUCCAGAUGGGACUGGACAUGUGCACCGCCAUCAGUAAACUGCGCGAGGCCACAGGUGUUGAGAUCAGCAUGCGUGUGGGCGUCCACACGGGCUACGUGCUCUGUGGCGUGAUCGGCCUGCAGAAGUGGCAGUACGACGUGUGGUCACAUGACGUGACGUUAGCCAACCACAUGGAGUCUGGAGGUCUGCCUGGACGAGUCCACAUCACGGCGGAGACGCUGCAGCACCUGAAUGGAGCGUACCAAGUGGAGGAGGGGAACGGGGGGAGUCGAGACGCUCUUCUGGACGGAAGAAACACCUUCCUGGUGAUUGAUCCUCGCAAACCCGACGGCGUCUCCAAGAGGCCCAAACUGCCGAGCGCCGUGGCGUCCGGCGAGCCCAGGCAGCGGGCAUCGGUCCGGAUGUCUCAGUACCUGCAGUCGUGGAGGAACAUUCACCCCUUCGCUGACCUGAGCAACCCUGAAGCCACGCCCUCCAAGAAGACGGCCGUCCCCUCCAGUGUGGCCACGAGCCAAUCACAGCCCACUGCCGACAGACCUCCCUGCCAGAACAACCCUUCCUGUCUGGUUGUGGACCACGGUGUUCGCGGGUCACUGGACACUCUGAACACUGCAGGGCGACGAGCGAAGAAGCUCAACUGUUUGACUCUGCUGUUCAACGACCUCAGUCUGGAGAAGCAGUUCAGGGUUUCCGAGGUGACGGGUCUGCAUCACUCCAUCAGCUGCAUCGCUCUGAUCUUCGUCACUCUCUUCGCCGUCCAGAUGCUCGUCUCUAAAAACAACUUUGAGAUGGCCGUGUCCUACGGAGCCACGUUCCCGGUGCUGGUGCUGCUCCUGUCCAUCGCCUUCACGGGAUACCUGGAGAAGUGGCGCUCCAAGAUGCCCGUGGGCGUCCAGUGGAUAUCAGGACUGUCGCGAGGCCUCUCCACCAGGGCGGCGCUGCGACUCUUCGUGGUCGCUCUGUGUGUGCUCAUCACCCUGCUCAUGGCAAUCCUCAACUUCGUUUUCCUGCCUGGGAACAACUGCUCCACCAUCACGAACAGGACGGAGCUGGAGGGUCUCAACCUCUACACCGGACCAUACUACCUGUACUGCUGCCUGCUGGCCAUGCUGGGAGUCAUCGUGUUCGUCAGGACCUGCCUGUCGGUCAAAGCUCUGCUGCUCACGCUGGCCGUGGUGGUUUACCUCGCCCUCUUCCUGCACGUGUUCGCCCCGAGGUCCGGCUGCCUCGUCCUCCUGCUGUACAACAACUCAAAGCCUGGAGUGUUGAAGGAUCCACAGAUCAUGUCCGGGGUUUGGCUCGUCAUCUUUUAUAUCGUGUGCCUCAUACUGGCCAGACAGGACGAGCUGAGCUGCCGCGUCGACUUCCUGCUGGAGCGAUGUUUCCAGUCGGAGCGUGAGGAGAUGGAGACGAUGGAGAACGUGAACAAGCUGCUGCUGCAGAACGUCCUACCGCUGCACGUCGCCUCCUUCUUCAUGGGCAAGACGGUCCGGAACCAGGAUCUGUACAGCCAGUCUUACGACUGCGUGUGUGUGAUGUUCGCCUCGGUGCCUCAGUUCAAAGAGUUCUACAGCGAGAGCAGCACCAACAGAGACGGUCUGGAGUGUUUGCGCUUCCUCAACGAGAUCAUAUCCGACUUCGAUGAGCUGCUCUCGAAGCCCAAAUUCUCGUCGGUGGAGAAAAUCAAAACGAUCGGUAGCACGUACAUGGCUGCGGCGGGUCUGACACACUCGCCUCCUGGAGACGGGAGAAAGACAACCGAGAUGUCCUGCAGUCACGUUCGGGCCAUGGUGGAGUUUGCGUUCGCCCUCAUGACCAAACUGGAGCUCAUCAACACUCACUCCUUCAACAGCUUCAAGCUCCGGAUUGGAAUAAACCACGGACCGGCGAUCGCUGGAGUUAUUGGAGCUCAUAAACCUCAGUAUGACAUCUGGGGGAACUCUGUGAACGUGGCGAGCAGGAUGGACAGUACCGGAGUGUUGGACAAGAUACAGGUGACGGAGGAGACGGCCGAGGUCGUGCAGAGCAUCGGAUACGGCGUCACGCUCAGAGGAGUCGUCAACGUCAAGGGCAAAGGGGAACUCACCACCUUCUUUGUCAACAUGGACCAGUCAUCUCCUCAGUUCUGAGCUCAUCACUUCCUUUUACUGGUUGUUUCAGUGAACUGGUGUCACUCACAGACACAACAGUCAGUUGAUGCACAUUUAAAACUGCACUUUUUAAUCAGUUGUAUUUUUCCAAAGAGAUUAUUUCUGUAUCACAGUCCACGUGUUGAAGUAUGAAUAUUAUAAUAAUAAUAAUGAUAUAAUAUAAUAAUAAUAACCCUAUCUAUGAGCGACGUUGUGAAUGUGUGAAUGUACAAAGAAGUUUCCGGAAGAGGGAAAUAUUUUUAUAUUUUAUUUAUAAACUAAUAAAAAAAUACCAACAUUGUGUCAAAGA